GCUUUGCGCAGUAACAACAUUCUCCAACGGUCAUGAACGGCGUCGUCGCCUCUCCCUCCGGUGACGGCACCGUCAAGCGCAGGCUAAGCCAACAAACAAAACCUGCUAACGGCGUUAACGUGGUAGAUCCCUCUUGUGGUGGUGUCAUGGCGAAAAACUCUCUGCACUAUUACUCUGAGGCUUCGUUCAUGAAAUGGACCUAUUCCGAUGCGGUACACGUGGCGAAUCACCAUUGGAUACCUUGCUUGUUCGCUCUGGGGCUUCUAUUUUUCAUGGCCGUGGAGUACACGCUCCGCAUGGUCCCGCCGUCAUCGCCGCCGUUCGAUUUGGGUUUCAUCGCCACGCGCUCUCUCCAUCGCGUGCUCGAGUCAUCGCCGGAGCUCAACACUCUCUUGGCCGCACUCAAUACGGUGUUUGUGCUAAUGCAAACGAGCUAUAUCUUAUGGACGUGGUUAAUUGAAGGACGCCCAAGAGCAACUAUCUCAGCACUUUUCAUGUUCACAUGUCGUGGGAUUUUGGGGUACUCCACUCAGUUACCAUUGCCUCAGGGGUUUUUGGGUUCGGGUGUGGACUUCCCUGUUGGGAACGUGUCUUUCUUUUUGUUUUUUUCGGGGCAUGUGGCGGGUUCGGUGAUUGCGUCGUUGGACAUGAGGAGGAUGCAAAGAUGGGAACUGGCGUGGAGUUUUGAUGUGCUCAAUGUUUUGCAAUCUGUGAGGUUGCUUGGUACAAGAGGCCAUUACACUAUUGAUUUGGCUGUUGGGGUCGGUGCUGGCAUUCUUUUUGAUUCUUUAGCUGGCAAGUACGUAGAUAGCAAGAGGAAACACGAUUUGAUUGAAUGAACAAAAUUGACAAAGCCAAAAGGGAUAAAGGAUAAUGGGAAAAGUUGACUGUUUUCAGAGAGUGAUAUAUGAAACGUAAAAGAGAAGGGAAGAAUUUUAACCGUAAAGAAAACAAAGAGAAGGCUAGAGAGAGAUAUAAUAUUCGGUAGCAGUCUUAAUUACCGUGUAAUUUUUAAAUUUGAUUUAUUUUCCACUAAUGGAUUCUGCGUUGGAAUCUCUUGCUGUGCUUGCUUGUCAUAUUGCUCUGGCGGUUGCUCCGGCCUUGUGAACGGCAAUGCAUGUUAACGGAACUUGAUGGUAACA
Messenger RNA from Gastrolobium bilobum, 1142 nucleotides. Its product is annotated as phosphatidylcholine:diacylglycerol cholinephosphotransferase 1-like. The coding region runs from base 33 to 839 and encodes 268 amino acids. The transcript is spliced from 3 exons. The record is from RefSeq and is a predicted model, not a curated record. Gene Ontology annotation, molecular function: diacylglycerol cholinephosphotransferase activity. Lineage: Eukaryota; Viridiplantae; Streptophyta; Magnoliopsida; Fabales; Fabaceae.